Messenger RNA from Coregonus sp. 'balchen', 1171 nucleotides. The record is from the annotation of a GenBank genome assembly. Lineage: Eukaryota; Metazoa; Chordata; Actinopteri; Salmoniformes; Salmonidae.
GUUCUAACAUGGAACUGGAAUAGAGACAGAGUUCUAACAUGGAACUGGAAUAGAGACAGAGUUCUAACAUGGAACUGGAAUAGAGACAGAGUUCUAACAUGGAACUGGAAUAGAGACAGAGUUCUAACAUGGAACUGGAAUAGAGACAGAGUUCUAACAUGGAACUGGAAUAGAGACAGAGUUCUAACAUGGAACUGGAAUAGAGACAGAGUUCUAACAUGGAACUGGAAUAGAGACAGAGUUCUAACAUGGAACUGGAAUAGAGACAGAGUUCUAACAUGGAACUGGAAUAGAGACAGAGUUCUAACAUGGAACUGGAAUAGAGACAGAGUUCUAACAUGGAACUGGAAUAGAGACAGAGUUCUAACAUGGAACUGGAAUAGAGACAGAGUUCUAACAUGGAACUGGAAUAGAGACAGAGUUCUAACAUGGAACUGGAAUAGAGACAGAGUUCUAACAUGGAACUGGAAUAGAGACAGAGUUCUAACAUGGAACUGGAAUAGAGACAGAGUUCUAACAUGGAACUGGAAUAGAGACAGAGUUCUAACAUGGAACUGGAAUAGAGACAGAGUUCUAAACAUGGAACAUGGAAUUAGGAGAAAGAGUUCUAACAUGGAACUGGAAUAGAGACAGAGUUCUAACAUGGAACUGGAAUAGAGACAGAGUUCUAACAUGGAACUGGAAUAGAGACAGAGUUCUAACAUGGAACUGGAAUAGAGACAGAGUUCUAACAUGGAACUGGAAUAGAGACAGAGUUCUAACAUGGAACUGGAAUAGAGACAGAGUUCUAACAUGGAACUGGAAUAGAGACAGAGUUCUAACAUGGAACUGGAAUAGAGACAGAGUUCUAACAUGGAACUGGAAUAGAGACAGAGUUCUAACAUGGAACUGGAAUAGAGACAGAGUUCUAACAUGGAACUGGAAUAGAGACAGAGUUCUAACAUGGAACUGGAAUAGAGACAGAGUUCUAACAUGGAACUGGAAUAGAGACAGAGUUCUAACAUGGAACUGGAAUAGAGACAGAGUUCUAACAUGGAACUGGAAUAGAGACAGAGUUCUAACAUGGAACUGGAAUAGAGACAGAGUUCUAACAUGGAACUGGAAUAGAGACAGAGUUCUAACAUGGAACUGGAAUAGAGACAGAGUUCUAACAUGGAACUGGAAUAGAGAC